CCGCCCCGCUCAGCUCCACUCCGCUCCGUCCGUCCGUCCGUCCGUCCGUCCGCCGAGACGGCGGCGCCGCCCCACCCGGGCUUCCCCUAGCUAUUGAGAACCAUGUCUGACAACGGAGAACUGGAAGACAAGCCCCCUGCACCUCCCGUGCGGAUGAGCAGCGCAAUCUUCAGUGCAGGGGGCAAAGACCCAUUGGCGACCAACAACAGCUUUAAACCCCUGCCCUCUGUCCCAGAAGAGAGGAAACCCAGACAUAAAAUCAUCUCCAUAUUCUAUAGCAAUGAAAAAGGAAGCAAGAAGAAGGAAAAGGAAAGGCCAGAAAUCUCCCCACCAUCAGAUUUUGAACAUACCAUCCAUGUUGGUUUUGAUGCUGUUACUGGAGAGUUCACUGGAAUGCCAGAACAAUGGGCUCGCUUGCUUCAGACCUCAAAUAUCACCAAGCUAGAACAGAAGAAGAACCCCCAGGCGGUACUAGAUGUGCUAAAAUUCUAUGACUCCAAAGACACAGCAAAACAAAAAUAUCUGAGUUUUUCUGCUCCAGAAAAAGAUGGUUUCCCUUCAGGAAUGCCAAUGACCAAUGCCAAAGGUUCAGAACCAUCAACAGCUGUGGCAGAUGAUGAUGAGGAUGAUGAAGAGGCUCCUCCUCCUGUGAUUGCUCCAAGGCCAGAUCACACAAAAUCGAUUUACACCCGCUCUGUCAUUGACCCCAUCCCUGCCCCGGCUGGUGACUCCAGUGCUGACAGCGCCUCCAAAGCAGGGGAUAAGCAGAAAAAGAAAACCAAGAUGUCAGAUGAAGACAUCAUGGAAAAGCUACGCACUAUUGUAAGCAUAGGAGAUCCCAAGAAAAAAUACACCAGAUAUGAAAAAAUCGGGCAGGGGGCUUCAGGUACAGUUUUCACAGCUAUUGAUGUGGCAACAGGGCAGGAGGUGGCCAUUAAACAGAUCAAUUUGCAGAAACAGCCUAAGAAGGAGCUGAUAAUUAAUGAGAUCUUGGUAAUGAAGGAGCUAAAGAACCCCAACAUAGUCAACUUCCUGGACAGUUACCUCGUAGGGGAUGAAUUAUUUGUGGUGAUGGAGUAUCUGGCUGGAGGCUCUCUAACAGAUGUGGUCACAGAGACAUGUAUGGAUGAAGCACAGAUCGCUGCUGUCUGCAGAGAGUGCUUGCAAGCUCUUGAGUUCCUCCAUGCCAACCAGGUCAUCCACAGGGACAUAAAGAGUGACAAUGUGCUGUUAGGAAUGGAUGGCUCAGUUAAAUUAACUGACUUUGGGUUCUGUGCCCAGAUCACCCCUGAGCAGAGCAAGCGCAGCACCAUGGUGGGAACUCCAUACUGGAUGGCUCCUGAGGUGGUCACACGCAAAGCCUACGGCCCCAAAGUGGACAUCUGGUCCCUGGGCAUCAUGGCCAUUGAGAUGGUGGAAGGAGAGCCCCCGUACCUCAACGAGAACCCCCUGAGGGCUUUAUAUUUGAUAGCAACUAAUGGCACACCAGAACUGCAGAACCCUGAGAAACUGUCCCCAAUAUUCCGGGAUUUCUUGAACCGAUGUUUGGAGAUGGAUGUGGAGAAAAGAGGAUCAGCCAAAGAAUUGCUACAGGUGAGACUCUGCUUAUUCUCACAGUGUGAGGUCCAGAAGGCAGAGUCAGGUCAACCUCUGAUGAACAACACCAUAGACUGGCACUUUUUUUUUUCUCUUUUUUUUGUGUGUUUUCUUCUGGAAACUAUAGUGAGAGCAGUUGGUAGGAAAGAUUUAUAAUAUACUAAUAUACUCCAAAAUUAUUCCAUCAUAAUCUCUGAUUUCACUUUGGCACUGCCAAAGCAUCCAGUAAUUUAGGAACUCCCAUCAGAAGGUGGCCAUUGAUAGCAUUUGCAUUGCUUUUCAUACUUCCAUUUGCAAAUGUUCCCCUCAGAACUCCUGAUAAAAUAAUCUGCUGGUCUGACAUCAGUAUUCAAGCCUUGAAAAGAGAAGUUUCCU
Molecule: messenger RNA, 1971 nt
Organism: Cinclus cinclus
Lineage: Eukaryota; Metazoa; Chordata; Aves; Passeriformes; Cinclidae
Gene: PAK2
Product: p21 (RAC1) activated kinase 2
Exons: 14
Coding region: 103-1752 (549 amino acids)
Biological process (GO): intracellular signal transduction; protein phosphorylation; regulation of axonogenesis
Cellular component (GO): cytoplasm
Molecular function (GO): ATP binding; protein serine/threonine kinase activity
Source: RefSeq, a predicted model, not a curated record